This is a messenger RNA of Pyrus x bretschneideri (Chinese white pear), 2518 nucleotides long. Its product is annotated as cleavage and polyadenylation specificity factor subunit 3-I. Gene Ontology annotation, biological process: mRNA 3'-end processing by stem-loop binding and cleavage. The transcript is spliced from 6 exons. The record is from RefSeq and is a predicted model, not a curated record. Gene Ontology annotation, cellular component: mRNA cleavage and polyadenylation specificity factor complex. Bases 191 to 2281 code for a protein of 696 amino acids. Gene Ontology annotation, molecular function: 5'-3' exonuclease activity; RNA binding; RNA endonuclease activity. Lineage: Eukaryota; Viridiplantae; Streptophyta; Magnoliopsida; Rosales; Rosaceae.
UCGUGGGUUCGACUCCCACUGUGGUCGCUUGUUUUUAAUUCUUUCAUCCUCUUCUCCUCGCUCCUCUCCUCAGCGAAAUUUCCUAAACACUCUCUCUCUAUCUAGGGUUUUAGGCAUUUUUUUUACCCCUCUCUCUCUCCUUCUCUGUAAUCUUAGUUUGAUUGCAGAGCUUCACACAUUCCGGGUAAAGAUGGCUUCAGUGGGACAACCGCCGGCGCCGGCGCCUCUUAAGCGGCGGGAGGCUCCUGCUGCAUCAAGAGAAGAUGAUAAAAUGAUCAUCACUCCGCUAGGUGCCGGCAAUGAAGUCGGCCGCUCUUGCGUGCACAUGACCUUCAAAGGGAAAACUGUCUUGUUUGAUUGUGGUAUUCACCCCGCUUAUUCGGGCAUGGCUGCUUUGCCCUACUUUGAUGAGAUUGAUCCGUCCACAAUUGAUGUCCUUCUCGUAACCCACUUUCACUUGGAUCAUGCUGCAUCCCUACCUUACUUUCUUGAGAAGACCACAUUCAAAGGCCGAGUUUUUAUGACUUAUGCUACAAAGGUUAUCUACAAGUUGCUUUUGACGGAUUAUAUAAAAGUGAGCAAAGUUUCAGUUGAAGAUAUGUUGUUUGAUGAGCAGGACAUAAAUUCCUCAAUGGAUAGAAUUGAGGUUAUUGAUUUCCAUCAGACAGUAGAGGUUGAGGGCAUUCGAUUUUGGUGCUACGCUGCGGGUCAUGUCCUUGGUGCUGCCAUGUUUAUGGUUGAUAUAGCCGGUGUUAGAGUCCUUUAUACUGGAGAUUAUUCACGUGAAGAAGACCGGCAUCUCCGUGCUGCUGAGACCCCACUGUUCUCCCCUGAUGUAUGCAUUAUUGAAUCGACUUAUGGUGUCCAGCACCAUCAACCUCGGCACAUCCGUGAGAAGCGGUUUACUGAUGUUAUCCACACAACCAUCUCUCAAGGGGGUCGUGUCUUGAUUCCUGCAUAUGCACUUGGCCGUGCCCAAGAACUUCUCCUCAUCCUUGAUGAGUAUUGGUCAAACCAUCCUGAGCUCCAUAAUAUUCCCAUUUAUUAUGCUUCUCCACUUGCCAAAAGAUGUUUGGCUGUAUACGAGACAUACACCCUUUCUAUGAACGAUAGGAUCCGCAAUGCGAAGUCAAAUCCUUUCAUUUUCAAGUACAUAUCACCACUAAAGAGCAUUGAGAAUUUCAAAGAUGUAGGCCCAUCGGUGGUGAUGGCAAGCCCUGGUGGUCUUCAGAGUGGACUGUCAAGGCAGCUAUUUGAUAAGUGGUGCACUGAUAAGAAAAAUUCGUGCGUUAUUCCAGGUUAUAUGGUUGAAGGGACUCUAGCCAAAACCAUCAUCAAUGAACCGAAAGAGGUAACUAGUAUGACUGGACUCUCGGUACCUCUCAACAUGCAGGUCCAUCACAUUUCAUUCUCUGCCCACGCGGACUCUGUCCAGACUACUGCAUUUUUGGACGAGCUGAGGCCUCCUAACAUAAUCCUAGUUCAUGGAGGAGCUAAUGAGAUGGGAAGGCUAAAACAGAAGCUCGUGAUCCAGUUUGCUGAUUGGAACACCAAAAUCCUGACCCCAAAGAAUUGUCAGUCUGUUGAAUUGUAUUUUAACUCCCAGAAAAUGGCAAAAGCUAUUGGAAGGCUUGCUGAGAAGACCCCUGAAGAUUGUGAAACUGUCAGCGGUUUGCUGGUAAAAAAAGGCUUCAGUUAUCAAAUAAUGGCUUCCGAUGAUCUCCAUGUCUUCUCACAGCUGUGCACAGCAAAUGUCACUCAACGGAUUACUAUUCCAUAUGCUAGUGGCUUCACUGUGAUAAAACAUCGGCUUAAGCAAAUAUUCGAGAGUGUAGAGUCUUCAGUGGAUGAGGAAUCUGGAGUGGCAACAUUGCGAGUGCAUGAUCGGGUGACAUUGAAGCAGGAUACAGAUAAACACAUAUCACUGCAUUGGCCUUCGGAUCCUAUAAGUGACAUGGUGUCCGACUCCAUUGUUGCUCUUAUUUUGAAUAUCAAUCGAGAAGUCCCCAAGGUAGUUGUUGAAUCAGAGGAGAUGAAAACUGAGGAAGAAAAUGGGAAGAAGGUGGAAAAGGUCAUUCGUGCACUUCUGGUUUCACUCUUUGGCGAUGUGAAGCCUGGAGAAAAUGGGAAACUAGUGAUUAGUGUUGAUGGGAAUGUGGCGCAGCUUGAUAAACAGAGCGGGGAUGUAGAGAGUGAAAACGAAGGUCUCAAGGAAAGAGUAAAAACAGCAUUUCGCCGAAUCCAAAGUGCGUUGAAGCCAAUCCCUCUCCCUGCAACGUAAGCAGCUGCAGCUUAUCAGUCUAUCUUUUUCUGCAUUUUGAGUAACUUUUGAAUCUUGUAAAGCUAUAGAGAUGAACACUGGAUGCUAGUUAACAGUAGUGUCUGAGCUCGUAUUUAGUACCAACUAAACUAGCAACUGUUAAACGCAAAGCAACUGACUUUUUGUCAAUUUUGUAUGGACUAGUUUUCAAGAGUUCUACUCUUUUUUAUUCGAAUGCUAUCGUUAUCGUUCGUCUCU